This is a messenger RNA of Spirodela intermedia, 807 nucleotides long. The record is from the annotation of a GenBank genome assembly. NCBI's taxonomy places the organism in Eukaryota, Viridiplantae, Streptophyta, Magnoliopsida, Alismatales, Araceae.
AUGCCGGGUGAGAGAGAGGCCGGGAGUAACGAGAGCACGGCGUUGGAGGGUUUCCAGACGGCCGCCGUCGGAAGCCGUCGGCAGGACCGCGAAGGGGGGCGGCGUUGGAGCUUGGAAGGGGAGGAGAAGUUUUUUCGGCGCGGGGGCGGGGGAAACGCCUUCAGGUCGUCGCGUGAAGAACGGCGGAAUCUCUGAACUUGCCCGGGGCUGUGGCGCGCGAUCAUUAUUUAUAUAGAGCUAAAUUAUUUAUGACAUCAUGAUCGCAGGAGAAAAUAAAACAAAAUUCCCAUUUCCUGUCCCGGCGAAUUCUCUGUCACUGAAGCCCCUUGGAAGAUUCAGUUGUAUUAUCUUCGAGUUCUCUCAAAUAAAUACGAUUCAGUCUUCUGAUCAAAUCACGUCGGCAUGGAUACCCCUGAGAACACCCCAAAGAGAGAGUUUCUUGACUAUAAAACAUCUCUGCGAAACUUGCGGCCGUCGUCGCCUAACCACCUCAGUCACCGAUGGCGAUAAGCUUUUGAAAAAUGAUAUCCAUAAUCCUCUUGGAGUAGCAACAUCUUUUGGUUCCAUCUCCCGCGAAAAGCACUGCUGGUAAUAAUUUUUUGCGCAAUAUUUUCUGCGUUCAUCAGCCUUGUUCUAAGCCCAGCAGUCGCUUUUCGAACAACUCUCUCUCUCAAGGGCCGGCAUUGGGCAAGGGGAUCUUCUUGUGGUGCUUGCGCCGAUAAGCUGUGGCCCCGGCGUCCUCACGAGAGAGGGGGGGACUUUUGUCAUGGAAGGGGAGGAAAAGGUCCAUAUUUUAUUCACGCGUGA